This is a messenger RNA of Spea bombifrons (plains spadefoot toad), 1614 nucleotides long. Its product is annotated as IST1 homolog. The coding region runs from base 165 to 1238 and encodes 357 amino acids. The record is from RefSeq and is a predicted model, not a curated record. The transcript is spliced from 10 exons. Gene Ontology annotation, biological process: protein transport. NCBI's taxonomy places the organism in Eukaryota, Metazoa, Chordata, Amphibia, Anura, Pelobatidae.
GGAAGUUACAGCGCCUGUGACUCAUUUUCACCUGACAGAAAAUUGUCACCUGACGCACUGACGUCACUCGCAACAAAGGAAGCUUUACAGGAGGAAGGAAACUAUAAUAAAUAUCGGAUUUUUUGGGGUUUGCUGAAGCGUGCGAGCCGGCUUGAGUGAGCAGAAUGCUUGGCUCCGGGUUUAAGGCCGAGCGGCUUCGGGUGAAUUUAAGGCUAGUCAUCAAUCGACUUAAACUACUGGAGAAGAAGAAAACUGAGUUGGCACAGAAGGCUCGGAAGGAAAUUGCUGAUUAUCUAUCCACUGGGAAGGAUGAACGUGCCCGGAUCCGCGUGGAACACAUUAUUCGGGAAGACUAUCUAGUGGAAGCCAUGGAAAUACUAGAACUGUACUGUGACCUCCUUCUGGCACGAUUCGGGCUGAUCCAGUCUAUGAAGGAACUAGACCCUGGUCUUGGUGAAGCAGUGUCCACGCUGAUCUGGGCUGCUCCACGUCUUCAGACGGAAGUCUCAGAGCUGAAAAUUGUGGCGGAUCAGCUUUGUGCAAAGUACAGCAAGGAAUAUGGCAAACUGUGCAGGACAAACCAGAUCGGCACCGUCAAUGACAGGUUGAUGCACAAAUUGAGUGUAGAAGCUCCUCCUAAAAUCCUGGUUGAAAGAUACCUGAUCGAGAUAGCCAAGAAUUACAACGUCCCGUACGAGCCGGACUCUGUCGUCCUGGCGGAGGUCCCUGCUGGAGUGGAGGCUGACCUCAUUGAUGUGGGAUUUACAGAUGACUUUAAAAAAGGAGGCAGCGGUGGGGGUGGUGGUGGAGGUGGAGGAUUUGGAGUACCACUUCCAACCAUCCCAAGUAUGCCGAUGCCAAUGCCAACCCCAAAUAUUCCCUUUGCCUACCCUCCACCUGGUGGUUCGGAGAAUUUCAAUGGACCACCUGUGGGAGGAUUCCAGCCUUACCCUCCUGCAAUGGGUGGAGUGCCCCCGGCAGUACCAUCAAUGCCCCCAAACUACGAAUCUAUUGAUAACAGCGGCCCAAAUGCUCCUCUUCAGCCUGGUCCAGGGUAUAAUGCACCACCUGUUGCAAAGCCACGGACAAAAAUGCCUGAUACGUUUGUUCUUCCCGAGUUGCCUUCCGUUCCAGACACUCUGCCAGCUGCCUCAACGGGCCCUGGCACAUCCUCUUCCGAAGACAUCGAUUUUGAUGACCUCUCACGCCGAUUUGAGGAGCUGAAAAAGAAAACUUAACAGUGGCGUCUCCAACCCCAAGAAGUUUAAUCAUAUCUACCCCUUAUGCAAUGAGAAAUCAUGUAUAUUAUAAUCUAAACACUCCCUGGGAAUCACACAAAGAGGGGCUCUGCUGGUUAUGCAUGUCAUUCCACAGGGGGAGACCCCUUUGGAUAGGGCAAGCGGCCUUUUAUCAUGUUCCUUUUUUGGGUCCUAUGCAGUCUCCUUAAAGAAGCAUAAACGUAAGGCGGUGGACAUUAACUUAAAAUUAUUUGGUCUUGUACAUCCUUUUGGUUACAGGCACUGUUCUUCUCUGUAUGAUCCGGCCAUAACGCAAAUGUAGAUACAGUCUACCAUGCUCAGCUUUUGUGACAUGCGUGGCUUACCCUCUCCUGAU